This is a messenger RNA of Achroia grisella, 960 nucleotides long. RefSeq lists its product as uncharacterized. The record is from RefSeq and is a predicted model, not a curated record. The transcript is spliced from 8 exons. The coding region runs from base 1 to 960 and encodes 319 amino acids. NCBI's taxonomy places the organism in Eukaryota, Metazoa, Arthropoda, Insecta, Lepidoptera, Pyralidae.
AUGGAUUCGUACUCAAACGAGAAUACCGUGGAUUUUAAUAUCCAGCAGCAACCUUCCGGGUCCGGCCCAGAGCAAAUCGGCAUAGCGGAAUUGUCACUUGUCAAGCAACCCUCCGGGUCCGUCUCAGAGUGUAGUACUGCUGACUUUCAAGACGUUUAUGAAUUUGACGUCGUCCCUGAUGAAGAACUCCAACGAUUUCAGUAUAACAAUGGCAAACUUUAUAUCCGCCCAGACAUCGAGUUCCACGUUAAUGUUACGGUAAAAAAUAUGGGAGAGAAACCAAUGUACCUAUGUGCAUUUAUUGACUCACCAUACCAGACGCCGGUCCUGAAACACAAUAAGACCUGCCAGAAUCUUCUAUCAGGCAAUACUGAACAAAUGCUAAGUUUACAUUCCUGCGAUACCAAUACUGAGAGCGUUCACAAUGAUGACACUGGAUCGAUGAAUGCCAUAUUAAGACAUGUUUCCACCAAAUUGGAACCUAGUAAAAUUAAACCGUUUUAUGGAUACAAUAUUGUAUAUGAGAAUAAUACAUGCAAAUCGGGAGGUUAUGUAGUGGGUCAAAAAAAAUUGCAAGUAGUAUUGACCUCUAAACCGCGCAAUGCUAUACUACACGCCAUUAAUAACAAUGGUAACAAUGGAUCACAAUCUACUGAAGGAAGUGGUCAAACAAAGACAGUUAAAAACAAAAGGAAAAUUGUUGAGUCCAAACAAGACAUGGAGGACUCCAAUGAUUCAGAUAUACCCCUAGCUGUAUUAAGAAAAAAGAAGAAGGAAGAUAACAAUAACCAGAUCUACAUAGUGCCUUCGAUUUAUGUCAAAAACCGAUUAUUGUUUCAUAAACUGAUUAAGACGAAUAUCAACGAGAUAAAAUCGCACUUAGCUCAAAAUAACGAAGAAGAUGCUGAACAUUUAAAUGCGAACAUUGCUGUGCUGGAACACGGGCUCAGUUCAGUUUAG